Messenger RNA from Colias croceus (clouded yellow), 3580 nucleotides. Its product is annotated as sodium/potassium-transporting ATPase subunit alpha-B-like. The record is from RefSeq and is a predicted model, not a curated record. Gene Ontology annotation, biological process: potassium ion import across plasma membrane; intracellular sodium ion homeostasis; proton transmembrane transport. Bases 407 to 3505 code for a protein of 1032 amino acids. Gene Ontology annotation, cellular component: membrane. NCBI's taxonomy places the organism in Eukaryota, Metazoa, Arthropoda, Insecta, Lepidoptera, Pieridae. The transcript has 17 exons. Gene Ontology annotation, molecular function: P-type sodium:potassium-exchanging transporter activity; ATP binding; ATP hydrolysis activity.
UGAUUUGUAGAUUUAAAAGGAACAGUAAGUAUGACGCGAUUGUUAGAAAAAUGAUUACUGUUAUAUAAGCAUUGUUGUCCACUUUUACUGUUUUUUUUUUCCUUGAAAUAGCCACUAGUAAUGAAAUAGUCAAUUAUUAUAGUAGAUAAAUAAGGUAUGUUGAUAAUAUUUUUGGUAUUUUUAGAGGUGUCAUUUAUCCCCUUAUUUAUCCAUGUAGCUCCAUCUGAAUUUAUUUAUUUUUUCUCCUUUUAUUAGAAAUUAGGCAAAAAAACGACAUUUAGGUAAUCAAUUUACAUUAUUCCAUAAUUCAAAAUUAAAAAGAAAUUUCCAGAGCCAUCUAGAUGGAAACACGAAAAAAAAUAAUCAACUUGAAUACCUACUUUAAAUUAUAUUUAUAAUAACAAAAAUGAAUUCGCGAACUUCAAGUUUUUCUUCUAUAUCCGAUUUAUUCCGUCCUAACAAUCCUAAAGGUCUUCGAUCUAGGGAUCUUAGUAGUACUCGUUUAAAUAUUUUGAAAAAAGAAAUACAAACCGAUGCGCAUCUUAUACCGUUACACGAAUUGUAUUCUUCACUCGAUACUAACCCUGCAGUAGGUUUGACAAGUGAAAGAGCUAAAGAAUUAUUGGAAUAUUACGGUCCUAAUACCUUAACUCCAGCUUCGCAAUAUGGAUGGACUCGCAUGUUAUUGAAAUCAUUAUGCACAGGUUUUUCUAUUUUAAUUUGGUUGGGAGCAAUUUUAUGUUUGACUGCAUACCUUAUCGAAGUAUUUACUAAACCACAUCCAAGUACUGACAACUUAUAUUUGGGAUGCGUGUUAAUUGCAGUCGAUGUUAUUUGCGGACUGUUUAGCUUUCUGCAAAACUAUAAAAGUUCUAAGAUAAUGAAAACCUUCAAUAACAUGAUACCAAUGAAUACAAGUUGUAUUCGGGAUGGAGUCAUGAAUGUGGACACUCCGGUUCGUGAUUUAGUGAAAGGAGAUAUCAUUCAUGUCAAGGCUGGUGAUGUUAUCCCGGCAGAUAUUCGUAUUAUCGAUAGUAAAGGCUUUAAAGUGGAUAAUUCAUCAUUGACGGGAGAAUGCUUAGCUGUUCCACGUAGCAACACAGAAGGUACUCCUAACAUACUUGAAUCGCAAAAUGUGGCAUUCUUUUCUGCAUUAUGUGUGGAGGGAUGGGCAAAUGGUGUGGUGAUAUGUUGUGGAGAUUUAACUGCACUAGGUCGUGUUGCGGGUCUUGCUGCGAGAUUACAACCAGCCCCGUCUCCUUUGUCGCGGGAAAUUCGUCUCCUAAUGAGAUAUAUGUCUGUAUGGGCGUUGAGCUUAGGUCUCUUUAUUGCCAGUGCGUCGCUAGCUCUUGGAUACCCGUUUAUGCAAACAACUAUAUUUGUGAUAGGCAUUGUCGUGGCCAAUAUUCCAGAAGGCUUACAACCAACGGUAACUGCGUCUUUGACAUUAACAGCGAAACACAUGGUAACAAAAAAUUGUCUUGUGAAAAAUUUGGAAGCCAUGGAAGCUUUAGGUGCUUGUACCACAAUAUGUUCGGAUAAAACUGGUACCCUUACGGAAAAUAAAAUGCGUGUCCGCCAUAUUUGGAUUGGAAAUAAAACUUACACACUCUCGGAUUCAGAAAUGGGUAGAAAACAAUUUAUUAAAAAUUUAAUGCUAUUAGUUAAAAAUAUUCAUGAACAACCUAAGUACCUACUGCCUAUUUUUACCUUUUUUUUAAAGCCUUCAAAAUAUUCUCAUCAACAUUUCUAUUCAUUGUUUUCAGAACAAUUGAAAAUAAACCCAGCUUUCCACAGUUUAAAAGUCUGUGGCGCGCUUUGCAGUAACGCUACGAUAAAUGGGAACGGGUAUAUUCAGGGCGAUGCUUCAGAAAAAGCUAUAUUAAAUUUCUUGUCCCAGUGCGAUAACCCAGUUUCCAUUAGAAAGGACUUUCCAAAACUUACGGAAAUUCCUUUUAACUCAGUAAAUAAAUAUCAAAUCAGUAUUCAUUUAAAUAAAUCAACAUCAACAUGUGUUCUGGUAAUGAAAGGAGCGCCUGAAGUCAUAUUAGCUCGAAGCUCUACUAUCGCUUUCGACAACAAAACCAUUGAAACUACUCCAGAAAUAAAGGAAGUCAUUGAUAAUGCUAUUGAAGAAAUGGCAAACACGGGUGAACGUAUCUUAGCAUUUGCUGAUCUGCACCUAGAUCCUAAAGAAUAUCCAACGGGAUAUGAAUUCGAUGCUGAAGAUAUUAACUUCCCAGUUGAAAAUCUUCGUUUUAUUGGUUUAAUGGGUCUCAUCGAUCCACCGAGAGAAGAGGUACAAUCAGCGAUAGAAAGAGUUCGUGCAGCUGGGGUCCGCGUGAUAAUGGUAACCGGAGACCACCCAGCCACUGCCCGUGCAGUGGCCCUCGAAGUUGGGAUAGCCACAUCACCGAAAUGCCACGUGGUCACUGGCUCUGAAUUACGCAAUAUGACCCCGGAUCUUCUGUUUCUUACUUUGGAAAAGCAUUAUGAAAUAGUAUUCGCGCGUACUUCGCCCACACAAAAGCUUCAAAUCGUAGAAGCGUGUCAGAGGCAAGGCAGCGUGGUAGCUGUUACAGGCGAUGGUGUUAAUGAUGCUCCUGCACUCAGACGGGCCGAUAUUGGUAUAUCCAUGGGCAUCACUGGAUCACAGGUAUCAAAACAAACUGCUGAUAUUAUUUUGAUGGACGAUAACUUUGCCACAAUCGUAACAGGCAUCGAGGAAGGACGAAAGAUUUUCGAUAAUUUAAAGAAAUCAGUUUGCUACAUCCUUAUAUCCAACGUACCGGAAAUAAUACCAGUCUUGAUGUUCAUUCUAUUUUCAAUACCAUUACCACUAGGUGUUAUGACGAUACUUUGUGUCGACCUGGGUACUGACAUGUGGCCCGCGGUUGCCCUGGCCCACGAGCGAGCCGAGCAAGAUGUGAUGGCGCGGCCUCCUAGACACUGCGACCCUUUAGUAUCCUGCUCUAUGAUCCGAUUAGUGUAUGGACACUUGGGCCUCGUUGAAUUCGCAGCUGGCAUGUUCGCGUACUUUAUAGUGAUGGCUGAGCAUGGAUUUUAUCCUUACCAGCUAUUCGGAAUAAGGCAAAAAUGGGAUAAUGAGGCCGUCAGUGACGUGCAAGAUUCGCUCGGACAGGAGUGGACGUAUCCAGAGCGGAAAGAAUUAGAACGCGCUUGCCAAGCGGCGUAUUUCGUAGCGAUUGUUAUAACACAAAUGACGAAUGGAAUUAUUUGUAAAACAAGAUUCAAUUCCAUUUUUUACGUAGGUAUGAAGAAUAAAGCUCUUAACUUCGGAUUAGUUUUUGAACUUAUUCUUGCGUGUGUAGUAUGCUACGUCCCGGGAGUCAAUACCUUCUUUCGCGCUUAUCCUCUACGACUCAAAUGGUGGUUCCUAGCCCUCCCUUUUUCUUUAUUGAUGUUUAUAUUUGACGAAUUCAGAAAAUAUUGCAUACGUAGAGAAAAGUUUUCCGGUUGGUUUAAUAAGCUUACAUUUUACUAGUUUGAUUAAUAUGAUUAGGUUUAAAAUAAAUACUUAUAUUCUUCAUGGUGUUGUAACCAUUUCUUAAUAAUGAAA